Molecule: messenger RNA, 2199 nt
Organism: Colletotrichum chrysophilum
Lineage: Eukaryota; Fungi; Ascomycota; Sordariomycetes; Glomerellales; Glomerellaceae
Exons: 2
Coding region: 1-2199 (732 amino acids)
Biological process (GO): transcription preinitiation complex assembly; DNA-templated transcription initiation; transcription by RNA polymerase III
Cellular component (GO): nucleus; transcription factor TFIIIB complex; transcription preinitiation complex
Molecular function (GO): RNA polymerase III general transcription initiation factor activity; TBP-class protein binding; RNA polymerase III type 3 promoter sequence-specific DNA binding
Source: RefSeq, a predicted model, not a curated record
AUGUCGUCGUUUUUAACGCCCACCAAGAAGUCGCAAAAGCCCCAAACCAAGUCGAAGCCAUUCCAACCCCCAAACCGAAUUCGAGCGAUUCGCGAACAAGCUGAACGUCAGCAAGCCAAUGCCGCUGCUGCUGCCGCCAAUGCUGCUGCUCAAGCACAACUGAACCGCGCCAGACCUGCUACCGUCGCCGUCUCCAAGGGCCCGCAAUGUCCGAACAAAGCAUGUGUCAAGCCCAACGUCGUCGACGGCGUCUGCCAGACCUGUGGUCGUGUCGCUGACGACAGCAACAUUGUCGCCGAGGUUCAAUUUGGCGAGACUUCCUCCGGUGCUGCCAUGGUCCAGGGUAGCUAUAUUGCUGCCGACCAAGCUGGUGUCCGGACCCUUGGCCCUGCCUUCCGCCGUGUUGGUGGCUCCGACGACCGAGAGAAGUCCAUCCGCGAAGCCCGUUCCCUUAUGCAGGGUUACGCUCAUCAGCUGAAUCUUGGCGAGAACACGGUCAAUACUGCCGUUCAAAUUUUCAAGCUCGCCUCGCAAGCCAACUUUGUUCAGGGUCGAACUUUGGUUAUGGUAGCCGCAGUGUGUCUAUACGCUGCUUGCCGUACGGAAAAGCCUUGCCGCAUCAUGCUCAUGGACCUUGCCGAUCUCACACAGUUGAACGUUUUCAAGCUUGGCCGAGCCUUCAAAGCACUCAAUGCCACUGUCUUCAUCUUCGACAACGGCGAAGGACAAGUUUUCCCCGAAGAUCUCAUCUACCGGCUGGCAAGCAAACUUGAGUUCAAGCACAUGACCAACCGCGUUGCCGAAGACGCCAUCCGCCUGGUGCAGCGCAUGAAACAAGACUGGAUUGUCAUGGGCCGUCGACCUUCUGGUAUCUGCGGCGCUUGUCUUCUGAUGGCAGCGAGAAUGCACAACUUCCGCCGAACUGUCAGGGAAAUCGUUUACCUUGUGAAGGUGACCACACAUACCAUCCAAGAGCGUCUAACAGAGUUCAAUGUGACGGACGCCAGUAAGAUGACGGUGGAGGACUUUUUGGCCCAGGACUUCAGCUCCAACUCACACGACCCUCCGUCCUUCUACAGGAACACCGAAAGCUGGCAAAAGAAGCAAGAGGAGCUGGGCAAGAAGCGCAAGCGUGCUGUUACAGAUGACGGAGAGACCGUACGGGCUACACCGGCACCACUGCCUCCGCCUCCUGAUCUGUCAUCUGCCCCCGCAAUCGAGUACCGCCGCGACAAGGACGGCUACAUCAUUCCUCCAUUGCCGUCCAAGAUUCAACAAGAUGAGCCCGCACUGCGUGACGCGAACAGCAAACAACACUUGGAGACGCUAGCCGAAGAGUUUGGUGAUGCAACGACAACGAACGAUGAAUCUUCGCAAGCAGAACCGGAGGCCGAAAAGACCACAAAGGCCAAGCCGAAGCUACCGAUCAACGAAGCAUGGGAGCAGGACGAGAACGAGAUGGAAGAACAAAUCUCAGAAAUCAUGAACGACCCCGAGACAUACGAGCACGCCAAGGCAUUCAGCAACGCUGAACAGCGAGCACGCAUCCACUCCAUCUGGGCACUACAACAGCAGCCUGACAAGGCCGUUUCGAUGGCUCCGGUGGUGGGUGAAGACGAAUUUGCCGACGACCCCGAGGUCCUGAACUGCUGCUUGACCCCCGAAGAGAUCAAGAUCAAGGAGCUUCUUUGGGUCAACGAGAACAAAGAUUGGCUGCGCCAAUCUCAGGAACGACUCUUCCGCAAGAAGCUCGAGGGCCAGAAGGAGAAGCCCACCCGGAAGCGUAAGAAGAGGCCUCGCAUUGGCGAGGGCCAGACAACUCCUGCAAGUACCCCCGGAGAGGCUGCCGUGAACGUCAUGAAAGAACGUGGCUUCUCGAAGCGUAUCAACUACGACGCCAUUCGGCAAAUGUUUGAUGUCCCUGAUCGCGGCGACCCUGGAUCUCGACCAGAGAGCGAAGCUGCCAGUCGCCCGACCAGCAAGGCCCCCAGCGUGCUUGAUGAUCCCAUCGCUGAUGACGAGAGUGACCACAUGGGUGGCAGUGGAGACGAGAUGGACGACCAUCAAGACGACGAGUUCGGGGGCGGUGAUGACUACGACGACAUGGGCGACGAGUCACACAUGUACGAUGACGACGAUCAGGGUAUGGGCGAAGAUGAAGACGAGGAUGACUUCGGACUAAACGACGACGACGAGUAG